UAAGUGCUUGUUGCUAGGCCUACAUGAAUAAAGUAUAUUUGAAUUGAAUUGAAUUGAAGCUGAAUCAGCGCUAUGGCAAAUGGCGUCGCUGCGCAAUUGCGCCAACGCUGCGUCGAGCAGCAGCCGUAGAGUUGACUAGACGUCGACGCUCGGGAGACGCUAGGGUCGGGUGGAUCUAAGGGUUGGAUUAAUAAGUUAAUAACUGUGUGGAUGGCAGGCCCUCUGUACCUACUUUUAUUACCACGUCGCCGGUAGCUUAUCUUAUAUUAUUGUCAGACACAACAAAUUAUUUUUUUAUGUCACUGACCUAAAUAUUAAACUUAAUUAGUGUUUGGAUCAAAUACUUCCAUACUAUUUUAUAUUACAACGAUUAGCAAUUUGAUAAGUACAAACGUCAAAGCUCAUUAAACCUACUGCUUAUAGUGCUUAUAUACACGGUAGUAAUUAUAACCAAUUAUUUCCUUAAGAUAAUAAACAUCUCUAAUUAACUAACGAUAACCUCGAACUCAUGUUUGCGACAAUAGCAGAAAAUAUAUAAAGGGAAAUGUAAAUACUUGCGCCGGCGCCAAUACGGAUCGUCAGCGGAAAAUACCCCAUAUCAUUGGUCCAUUGAAAAUAAGCCAAUCGGAAAAGCGCAAAAGGGUUUUAGAUGGUGCAUUGAAAACGACGCGAACCUCGACUUUAAUGCGAUCGUUAUAAAAGUGUGCAUGAUGUGCAACUGCAACGCAGUCACGCCCGAAAUCCCAACUUUAAUGUCAAGGGUAUAAGGGCGUCGUAACCAAGGGACCAAUGCCGGAGUGCGUGCCUGAUGGUGGGGGGAGGCGUGGUCUGCGCGCACGCACUGCGUGAACGUCUGACAGUGCGUGGACGCGGCGGCGUGGCUUAUAGUCGGUUUAGAAUUUGUACCACGAUAACGUAAGAGUUCGUAUUUGGAACGCUUGCUACGUAAAUCGAGUGUCAUUUUUGCGCUUUCUUGUUUUAAAAUUUAUAUAUUGUUGACCGUAAUAAAAAUUUAAAUCGGACUUUUGAAUUUGGAAUAAAAACGUUAAAAAUCUUAGUUUUUGAGUAAGGGAUUGUAAGUGAACAUUGCGUUUAGUUUCUUAGUGAAGUUACCACAAUGUGCACAGUUGAAGACAGCUGGCUUUUCUCCAACUUUGCUAACCUGGAUUUGAUGAAGAAUGAGGAUCUGAUAAAGCAUGAAGUGUCGAUGAUGUCGGCCGUCAGCGGCACAGGCGACCAGCUACUCCGCCGUGUGAAACAAGAGGCCGAACCACCACCACUCCCGCGCCCCAUGCUGAUGCAGCAAGAGAUGGAACUUGAGCCCAAAGAAGAGGUGAAGUACUGCGUAUCGCCCGGCGAAGGCAUCGUCGGCAACACCAGCCCCGACCAGCAGCACUGCUCUUCCACCACCGCCGCUGCACCAAGCGCUAGAGAUGACGAUGCACCUAGAAGGCUUUGUCUUGUGUGCGGGGAUGUUGCGUCUGGGUUCCACUACGGAGUGGCCAGCUGUGAAGCUUGCAAGGCGUUCUUUAAGAGGACAAUCCAGGGCAACAUAGAAUACACCUGUCCAGCCUCGAACGAAUGCGAGAUCAACAAGCGGCGCCGCAAGGCGUGCCAAGCGUGCCGCUUCCGCAAGUGCCUGCGCACGGGCAUGCUGCGCGAGGGCGUGCGCCUGGACCGCGUGCGCGGCGGCCGCCAGAAGUACCGGCGCGCCGCCGAGCCGCCGCCGCAGGCGCGCCCGCACCUCGACGACAUCAAGAUCCUGGAAGUCCUGUCCUCGUACGAGCCGGAGCCGUUCACGUGCGGCGCCCCGCCGGCCGGCGUCACGGAGCCCGCCGCCCGGACCCUGGCGCUGCUGGCGGACCUCUAUGACAGGGAGCUGGUGGGCGUCAUCAGCUGGGCCAAGCAGAUACCUGGCUUCACAGACUUGCAGCUUAAUGAUCAGAUGCGUCUCCUCCAAAGCACAUGGGCAGAGAUGUUAUCCCUCAUGCUGGCGUAUCGGUCACAAACCACCGGCGGCGGCGCGCUACGACUGCGUUUCGCCACCGACUUGCAACUGGACGAGCAACAGGCGAGAGACAUCGGGGCAGGAGAGCUGUUCGCACAGGUGGCGGGCGUGGUGCGGCGGCUGGAGCGCGCGGCGGCGCUGCGCGAGGAGUGCUGGCUGCUGAAGGCGCUGGUGCUGGCCAACUCCGAGGCGCGCAUCGAGGAGCACGCCGCGCUGCGCCGCUUCCGCGACGCCAUCCUGGCCGCCCUCAACGACGCCGUGUCUGCCCUCAGGCCGUACAACGCGGGCGCGGCGCUGCAGCAGCUGCUGCUGGUGCUGCCCGCGCUGCGCCACGCCGACGUGGCCGUGCGCCGCUUCUGGGCGCAGGUAUAUCGUGACCGGCGGGCUCCGAUGAACAAACUGUUCGUGGAAAUGCUGGAGGCGUGCCUGCGGUAAGCUGCAGGUCGCACCUAACCCCUGGAAGCAAACUUAGAACGGUGCAAAACCCAGAUGUAAUCUGAAAGUUCUGGACUGAUAGCAGACGGUGCAAAAUGCAGAUAUAAUCUGGAAGUGAACGAGUGCCGAGUGAUUAUGCUAGGUCCAGGUCUAACCUGGAACACAGCUGGAGGACCUGGAGUGUUUGUUUGUGUAAUGAAGAUAACGAACUUGAAGAUAAUGCUGUGAAAUGGAUAAUAUACUUGAAGAAUAUGGGGAAUAAUAUAAAACAGACAGAAAAGUGAUUGGAAUAAGUACAGGUCUAACCUAAAACGGAUGUAAUGUAGAACUAAGUUUGGGCGGUGCCAUAUCUAGAUAUUUACGAACUUCUGAAAAAAAAUUGAUGUUUAUUGAAGAGCAAUAAAAAUAUGAUGUGAUUAGAAAGAUCUGCGUGUGAAAUGUGGAAAUAGCAAUCGAAAUAACGUAAGAACAUUAAUGAAAAUGCACCGUCAAGUGGGACUUAUAACAGUGACAGUACUAGUACCUGGUACUAGGUACUUAGUGACUAAAUACUAGUGACUGGAUACUAGUGACUCAGUGGUUGGAGCUGGUAUGACCUCAAGUUAUUAUUUAAGUGUUUGGCGCGGGGUGCGGAUUUAGUUUUCAUGAAAAUUCUACAUAUCAUUCUGUCGUUUAGUAUACAUUUAACUCUGCUUUCAGUCAUUAUGUUAAUUUUAGAUAUUCUGACUGUUGGAUAAUUUUAUAUUCAACAAUUUUUGUUUUCAGCAAUACAUUUUAUAUAUCGUUGUCUAAGUACCCUCAACACAAGCCUUAUUGAGCUUACUAUGGGACUUAGUCAAUUUGUGUAAUAAUGUCCUAUAAUAUUUAUUUAUUAUUUAUUUAUUUUAAUUACUAAUUCAACUAAAGUUUUUUUAUUAUUAUUAUUGGAGAUGAUGUGAGACAGUUGCGUUGAGAUAGUUUAAUAUUUUUACGGUAGAUGUCGCUAGACGCUAUGGCGUAGCAAUAAUAUCAAUAUUUGUUUAUAAAAUAUUCUAUUUUUAAAUACAUAAUGUAGAUGUUCUAACGGUCAGAAUUUUCAUAGUAUAUAAAUAUAAAUUAUGUGUUGACAGAUUGCGAGUUUGUUCUGUAGGCUGUGAAAUGGCAAUCUUGGGGUGUCUGUAAAUCUGUCACUGUCAAUUGUCCGCCCCGCGCCGCGAUGUACAAACGGACGUUCUAGUACAAAACUUGUUACUAUUUUUGUAUAUUAAAUAUAUAUUAGGAUUACGGUAAGGAUCGAGAUUUAGUAAGGUUGAAUACUUUAAUACAGGGUGGUGCGUUAUACAUAGAGAUGGCCAUAUAUGAAGUUAGAUUUGGUAACAUUUAUUGGAGUUAAAAGUAUAGUGGGUCUGUCACUAUGUAUCUGGAUUGACUAAGAAGCAGUAUUUCGAGAUGUUUGUCAAAUUUGUCCAAUUGUUUUUUGUCUUGUCACUGGGAGUUUGACAGUUGAGUUUUUCAAACGUAAAAAUGUACAAAAAUACACUUAUUUAAAUGUUACUGCAGUCUUUUUGUGCACUUUAACUGCCAAUUAUUAGCACUACUGGCAGUGACUAAACUUAUUGUACACUGAUUGACAGACAGGGCAUACUGACGGCAUAUUUUAAAUAUCUGUAAUAAUUCAUGCUUAAAAUAGUAUGUACUUUUUAAAGUAAAAAUCAAAUUCAUUAAAUCACGAAUUAGCUUUAAAACAGAUGUAAUAUCUAUCUGAUUUCUAAAAAAAGAUAGACGUCUGUCAAAAGUAUCGUAUGAAACAUGUCAACUGUCAAACGUAUACAGGGUGAGGCUUAUUGACUGCGCUUUAGUUCCAAUUAUUAUUGACAUUUGACACGUGAACAAAAUAUGUUCUCUAGAAAUUUCAUUAAAUAAUUCCCGUAAGUCGUAUUCGGCAUUUAUGGUUGUUUCUUGUUUGUAUUUACCGUUAUUUGCUUGUAUUGAAUACGUCUUUGUACAAAUUGUUGAAUGAGAUUGUAUUAAAUACUGUUAAGAUGUAGUAUAUUGGGUAACGUUUGAGUGGUCAAUACUUGGGUGUAAGUUUGGCACACAUGAUAUUUCACCCUGUAUAUUUGUGUUAUAAAGAUGGAUGCAAUUUAUACGGGUUUUUGUAUUUAUAUGAAUCGAAAUUACAACUAUCUAAAUAUUUGGUGUCAAAUUUGUAUUGCAUCAUUCAAAUGGCGCCCGAUUAAGUAUAAAAAAAAAUAAUUAAAGUAUUGUCAAAUUCGAUAGCCAACCAUUUUACUAUUUUGUCAUUUAUACAAAUUUGAACCAUCUUAUGACAUUGAAGAUCCCGGGUGGAGCCUGUAACAGGAGCAACAAAUUUAACUGUAGGCUGCACUCAAACUUUUUUUUUAUACUAUGUCGGCGGCAAACAAGCAUACGGGCCGCCUGAUGGUAAGCAGUCUCCGUAGCCUAUGUACGCCUGCAACUCCAGAGGAGUUACAUGCGCGUUGCCGACCCUAAACCCGCCCCCCCCUCGUUGAGCUCUGGCAACCUUACUCACCGGCAGGAACACAACACUAUGAGUAGGGUCUAGUGUUAUUUGGCUGCUGUUUUCUGUAAGGUGGAGGUACUUCCCCAGUUGGGCUCUGCUCUAGAUCUGGAAUGACAUCCACUGGGUGUGCCCUACCACACAGAGCGAGAUGACAUUCACAAUGCCCAUACCUCUCUUAUGGACGUAGUUUAAGGACGUAUCCGGGUCCACUCAAACUGACUAACAUUUGUUCAGCGACUUUUAAAAAUAACUUGUGCUUGUAUACUUUACAUUUUAUUCUCAGAUAUUGCAUUGCGCAUUUUGUUGUGUUUAAAGCUUGACAAGCAACCUCAAUUAAAAUGAUGAUAGCGUACAUUGAAAAAGUAAUUAAUUUGUAUAAAAAAUAGUUUAAAGACUUCAUAAUUUUAAAAAGUAGUUGAACAAAAUUUGUAUUGUUUGAGAAGUACAAUAUAUGUUUUAUAUAUUUGCUCGUGUUUCAGGAGUCACCCUGUAUAUUAAAAUGAACUCGAGUAAUAUUCAGAAUUUCAGAAUAACGUGGAAUAUUUUUUUUAUAAAUGUCAAGAAACGUGAAAUUGAAUAUUUUUAUAUCAUAUUAAAAGCCUGCAUAUAAAUAAUAAAUAAAUAAAAAGCCUGCAUAUGUAGGUUCACUGGACGUAAUUCUGAAGUAAACAUUUUUUCUGGCAAUGAUUAUACAUAUAGUAUAUACAGUGUGACCUUAGCCAUUGGACAAACCCUGAAAUCCCACGUAGGGUUACUUCUCAGGAAUGCUCUGACGUUAAUAUUUUUUUAAUUAGA
Messenger RNA from Cydia pomonella (codling moth), 5762 nucleotides. RefSeq names its product steroid hormone receptor ERR1 (gene ERR). Gene Ontology annotation, biological process: regulation of DNA-templated transcription. NCBI's taxonomy places the organism in Eukaryota, Metazoa, Arthropoda, Insecta, Lepidoptera, Tortricidae. The transcript is spliced from 9 exons. Gene Ontology annotation, molecular function: zinc ion binding; sequence-specific DNA binding; DNA-binding transcription factor activity. Bases 1118 to 2443 code for a protein of 441 amino acids. The record is from RefSeq and is a predicted model, not a curated record.